UGGUGUCCUGCUUCGUACGCGCGGGCGGGCAUGGUCGCGCAUAAAUACACCCAGACCAGACGGGCGAGCAGGCAGCUGUCCACGACAGCCUGAACUUGAGGGAGGAAACUGUUCACCGCAGCAGCCGGCAGGGGCGGCGUUCCGUGAAGCCGUGAAGGUAGCGUAGCGAUAGCCUGGGAGAUCAGAAGAAGAAGACGGUGAUGAUGAGACGGGGUGCCCGUGCCCUGCGGCUGUGCGCGCUCCUGCUCGUCGUGCUCCUCUGCGCGGCGAGCCUCGCGGACGUCGGGGAAGCCAGGCGCGGCGGAGGCGGCGGGAGGGGCGGCCAGGGCGGCCGCUCCAUCGGUGGCGCCGGCGGAGUAAGAGGAAGCCACAGCGGCGGGCCCCGCGGCCUCAGCGGCGGCACCUGGACGGCGUGCGCCGGCUCCUCGCUGCUGGCUGCGGCGGCCGUGCUCCUGUAGACUGUCCCAUCUCAUGCUACAUCGACGAUUUCUAUCUUUUUUCUUUCCUUCUUUGGGUUAGGAGCAGGUAAAGGUUUCCUUUUUUCUUUGUUCUCAUGAACUGGGGGGUGAUGAUGUGUAGAGCGCAUGGAUCUCGGGACGCAUAUGGUCCUGUUUGCCGUGUUUGGCAUGGAGAAACUGCGAUCAGUGAUUGUAAACUUCGAGCAUUUUUUUUUUUGGUAAACUUCGAGCAUUGUACGGACUGCGGGGGCAAUUGAUUUCCGAUCGAGUACAUGUAUGCCGCAAUUCGAUAACUCGAGGCAAACAUUGCAAUCGUAA
Molecule: messenger RNA, 776 nt
Organism: Panicum virgatum (switchgrass)
Lineage: Eukaryota; Viridiplantae; Streptophyta; Magnoliopsida; Poales; Poaceae
Product: ctenidin-1-like
Exons: 1
Coding region: 201-458 (85 amino acids)
Source: RefSeq, a predicted model, not a curated record